Messenger RNA from Xenopus tropicalis (tropical clawed frog), 2927 nucleotides. It is a transcript of the gene hdac11, whose product is annotated as histone deacetylase 11. NCBI's taxonomy places the organism in Eukaryota, Metazoa, Chordata, Amphibia, Anura, Pipidae. Gene Ontology annotation, cellular component: nucleus; cytoplasm. The transcript has 10 exons. The coding region runs from base 81 to 1079 and encodes 332 amino acids. The record is from RefSeq and is a predicted model, not a curated record. Gene Ontology annotation, molecular function: DNA-binding transcription factor binding; histone deacetylase activity; histone deacetylase activity, hydrolytic mechanism.
GCCCAUCCCUGUGUAUCAGCCAUUACCGCUCAUGUGAUCACUUCAUCAGUAACUUGGCAACCGGGGGACCGGAAGGAAGAAUGCCGCACAACACGCAGCUCUACUCGGCCGUUCCUGCCACACGUUGGCCCAUUAUCUAUUCAGCCGAAUACAACAUCACGUUCAUUGGCCUCGAGAAGCUCCACCCCUUCGAUUCUGGGAAAUGGGGGAAGGUUAUUGGAUUUCUUCAGGAGGAGAAGUUGGUCACAGAGGAGACCCUGGUACCCGCCAUAGAGGCUAAAGAGGAGGAUCUGCUGGUGGCGCAUACACGCCGGUACCUCAAUAAACUGAAGUGGUCUUACGUGGUGGCCACAAUCACCGAGAUCCCCCCACUCUUCCUGCUCCCCAAUUUUCUUGUCCAACGCAAAGUCCUCAAACCGCUGAGGUUCCAGACGGGAGGCACCAUCAUGGCCGGAAAGCUGGCGAUGGAGAGGGGGUGGGCAAUCAAUGUGGGUGGCGGCUUCCAUCACUGUUCCGGCGACAGAGGCGGAGGAUUCUGUGCGUACGCCGAUAUCACGUUGGCCAUUAAGUUUCUGUUUGAGCGAGUGGAAGGGGUAUCAAAGGCCACCAUUAUAGACCUGGAUGCCCAUCAGGGAAAUGGGCACGAAAGGGACUUCAUGGAGGACAAGCGAGUGUAUAUCAUGGAUGUGUAUAACCGGCACAUUUACCCCGGGGAUCACAGCGCCAAACGGGCAAUCAGGCGGAAGGUGGAGUUGGACUGGGGGACAGAAGACAAGGAAUAUCUGAAUAAAGUGGAGACGCACGUGAGGGGGGCCCUGAAUGAGGAGCGGCCGGACAUCAUUGUAUACAACGCGGGGACUGAUAUCCUGGAUGGGGACCCUCUUGGGGGCCUCUCUAUAUCCCCCCAAGGCAUCGUUAAACGGGACGAGAUCGUAUUCGCCGUCGCUAGGAGUCAGCGCAUUCCUAUUCUAAUGGUGACGUCGGGCGGGUACCAGAAGCGCACGGCGCGGAUCAUUGCCGAUUCCAUUCUGAACCUGCACAGCCUGGGCCUGAUUGGCCAAUCGGCAGCGGAGACCUAAGCGCCAGGGUGGCGCCGAAGCACUAAAGUCUUUAACCCAAGGGGCAAGAUAUUAUAUAUAGGGGGGGGGGUUAAUCUACCCCAGGAUCAUUGUGGCAAUAAUUUUACUACUGUAUCAUAUUUUAAUGUCUUAAGGGCAAUACUGUAUGUAUUACUGUACUUAUAGGGGUGCGGUGCAAUCAGCUGGGGGUUCAGUGGGGUGCAUGCAGUGACAGAUGGGGGGAUCCCAGCCCCCAGCUAAUGAUGGAAAAUGCUUUCAUGAUUAAUUUAUUGAGUUUUAACCCCCCUGCGCCUUCAUCUGGAGGAAAACGGCUGCUUCUUAUACUGAUUAUAUGGGAAUACUUUGAGACCAGUGCCAAGGCUGGGGGAUGUGUUUAUUGUAGUUCAACUACAACUUGAUCACAUCUCCAGCGGAACCACUUAUUGACUCUUAUAGAGUUCUCGUUAGGCCGCCCGUGCUUCUUGUUCAUUGGCUGCUGCCAUAUUUGGGCCUCGGAGUCCAUAACAGCCCAGAGGGAGGCAAAAGGGCAAAUAUUAUUUAUAUUUUAACACUUUAGUACAAAGCAAAGAUAGUAGAGCAACUACAGCAUCCUUGUGGGGCUCACCGGGCAAAUGUGCACCCAUAGCAACCAAUCAGUGAUUAGAUUGUCCCAGGCAGCUGCAGGUAGAACAAUGAAAGCAAACUUCUGAUUGGUUGCCGUGGGUUACUGCCUAGGUGCAAAUUUGCCCAGUGUUUAUAAAUGACCCCCCUGUGUCUUUAAAGCACCAGCAAAACCCCUUUUGCACCUUCACCCAGAGAAUAAGGAUAAACAAUUUCUCCUCUGCUCAAGGAUUCAUGAAACACAGAUGCCCAGAAGGACAAACUUGCCAGAUUUGUGCAUCAGAAUGUGAAGAACUGGAGUUUUAGGGUGCAACACCCCAAGUCAAUGCUCUGUUCUAAAGGAAAUGGAUAAAGGACACAAUGAAACAAUGAGGAGCCAAGAUAAACAACCCGAUCCUACGCACAGCAAUGAGUAUGAAUGAAUGGAAUUCCAAGCAGUGAGAUGAAAUGUUUCUUGGCUGUGGAACAGAAGGGUGUGGGGCAGUUCAGUUGGGGGUAAUUACCUAUUCACUGUACAGUGAUGCCCCCAAGGAACGCCAGGGCCACCACCUUAGAUGGGAAUCUGCCUGUGACUAGGGUAGAGCAGAAACAACACUUGCCCAAUGGGAGUCACAUCUGCUAUCAGUUAAAGUUUUACUGAAUUAUCAAGGACAACAAGUGCCAAAUUAAUGGAGGAGACCUCUCCGACCCCUCGUUUGCUUAGCGGAAGUUACCCCCCCAUGUUUUGGACUUACCCCCAGGGUUCAUCUGCCCACUGGGAGGUAUCAAGGUAUCGCUAUGAGCAGAAACUCUCUGCGGGAACCCAAUUCUCUCUGGCUAAUGCCCCCACUCACACAACUGCCCCCCAUGGAAUUCUCCGGCUUCUCGUGGGAACAGAGAUUUCUUUCUGAUAAAGAGACCUUCACAAAACCCUUGUUGCCCAGUUGGUGGCCAUAUUUGGCUCGGGAUCAGUUGGUUGCCGGACCCUGUAUGGAUUCUAUAGUUCUGCCAUUGGCUGAUUGGUUUUGAUACAAAGACGCAGGGGGUGGGGUUAUAACCAUCCACAUUUUGUCUGUUAAAAUCCUAAUUGUGUCUUAUCUUUAUCCUUGUGUGUAAUAUUUAUUUCUGUGCCUAUUUACUCACUGUUUGGCACUCACAUUUGCACUUAAUAUAUAUGUUGGGCUCUAAUCAAAAUCUGAUUAAAAUUGGUGUCUGAAAUAUAGAAAUAUGUAUUUAAUGGACAUAAUAAAUGUACCAACUGCUCUUUAA